Molecule: messenger RNA, 3680 nt
Organism: Choloepus didactylus (southern two-toed sloth)
Lineage: Eukaryota; Metazoa; Chordata; Mammalia; Pilosa; Megalonychidae
Gene: INPP4B
Product: inositol polyphosphate-4-phosphatase type II B
Exons: 26
Coding region: 301-3075 (924 amino acids)
Cellular component (GO): cytoplasm
Molecular function (GO): phosphatidylinositol-3,4-bisphosphate 4-phosphatase activity
Source: RefSeq, a predicted model, not a curated record
AAUAAGGCUGGAGCUGGCAACUAACUUGAAAGUGAAAGAAACAGCUUGAGAAAAACAACUUCCCUGGUCAAGUUAUGCCCUGGAACAUAGUUGGGAGAUGGAUCCUUUGCCCAUGCUGAGAGCACUCUGAAACCAGCAAAGCAAUAAUCAAAGAGCAGAGCUGUUUUGAGGAAUACAACAAAGAAGCAGCACAGAAUUUCAGACUGGGACAUCAGGUCUUUAUUGUGAAGAUACGUCUACACUAAACCUGUAAUCUUUGGGAAGAAAACUCAGAAUAUUAAACAACUGCAAAGGUUGAUCAUGGAAAUCAAAGAAGAAGGAACAUCGGAAGAAGGCCAGCACUUUCUUCACACAGCCCAGGAAAAUGAUACUGGGGAUUUUCAGUUCACAAGUAUUCAGAAGACUCCAAAUGAACCACAGUUGGAAUUCAUCCUUGCAUGCAAGGAUCUUGUGGCUCCUGUCAGUGAUCGGAAGCUGAACACACUGGUGCAGAUCUCAGUAAUACACCCAGCUGAGCAGACUCUGACGAGAUACUCCAGCACGGAAAUUGUGGAGGGAACAAGAGACCCACUGUUUUUGACUGGUGUGACAUUCCCACCCGAGUAUCCCAUCUAUGAGGAGACCAAAAUAAAACUAACAGUCUAUGAUGUCAAGGAUAAGUCUCAUGACACUGUCCGAACCAGUGUCCUACCUGAACAUAAGGAUCCCCCACCAGAGGUUGGGCGAAGCAUCUUGGGCUACGCAAGUUUUAAAGUGGGAGAGCUGCUGAAGUCAAAGGAGCAACUGCUGGCUCUGAGCCUGAGAACUUCAGAUGGUGGCAAAGUUGUUGGCACCAUAGAAGUCGGUGUCGUGAAGAUGGGGGAGAUAGAGGAUGGGGAAGCCGACCACAUCACGACAGAUGUGCAGGGACAAAAGUGUGCACUAGUAUGUGAAUGUACAGCCCCAGAAAGUGUGAGUGCAAAAGAUAACUUACCUUUUUUGAAUACAGUGUUAAAGAACCCAGUUUGUAAAUUAUAUAGAUUUCCCACAUCUGACAAUAAGUGGAUGCAAAUCCGGGAGCAGAUGUCAGAGAGCAUACUUUCUUUUCAUAUUCCUAAGGAAUUGAUCUCCCUUCACAUAAAAGAAGACUUGUGUAGAAACCAGGAGCUUAAAGAACUUGGUGAGCUUUCUCCACAUUGGGACAAUCUACGGAAAAAUGUCCUAACUCACUGUGAUCAAAUGGUGAAUAUGUACCAAGACAUUCUGACAGAACUUAGCAAGGAGACAGGGUCCUCUUUCAAAUCAAGCAGUAGCAAAGGAGAGAAAACAUUAGAAUUUGUUCCAAUUAAUCUACAUCUGCAAAGAAUGCAUGUAUACAGCCCUCACUUGAAAGAUGCUCUCUAUGAUGUCAUCACUGUGGGAGCUCCAGCUGCCCAUUUUCAGGGAUUUAAGAAUGGUGGUCUUCGGAAACUGCUUCAUCGAUUUGAAACGGAAAGAAGAAAUACUGGAUACCAGUUCAUUUACUAUUCACCUGAAAACACAGCCAAAGCAAAAGAAGUUCUCAGCAACAUCAAUCAACUACAACCUCUUAUAGCAACCCAUGCAGACCUACUACUUAAUUCAGCAAGCCAGCAUUCUCCAGACAGCUUGAAGAACUGUUUAAAGAUGCUUUCAGAAAAAACAGAGCUUUUUGUACAUGCCUUCAAGGAUCAGCUGGUCAGGAGUGCUCUUUUAGCACUCUAUACUGCCCGGCCAGGUGGUGUCCCUAAGAAAACACCCUCUCCAAAGAGCAGCACAGACGAGAGCUGCCCCCAGGACCCACACCCACCUAUGAGAAGGCAGGACUCCAUCCCGCAUCAUUCAGACUACGAUGAGGAAGAGUGGGAUAGGGUGUGGGCAAACGUGGGGAAGAGCCUGAACUGCAUUAUUGCUAUGGUGGAUAGGCUGACUGAAGCCGACGGUGGCAGAGAAGGCAGUGGUGGCGGCAGCAAAGAUGGAGAAAAAGACCCUUCGCUAGCAGACUCCGUCACAUCUCACCCGAGGGAGGACUGGUAUGAACAGUUGUAUCCCCUCAUCCUUACCCUGAAAGACUGCAUGGGAGAAGUGGUGAACCGAGCCAAGCAGUCCCUGACAUUUGUGCUCCUUCAGGAACUUGCCUACAGCUUGCCCCAGUGUUUGAUGCUGACUCUAAGGAGAGACAUCGUCUUCAGCCAAGCACUUGCUGGAUUGGUUUGUGGCUUUAUCAUCAAAUUACAUACAAGUUUGCAUGACCCUGGCUUCCUACAGCAGCUUCACACAGUGGGCUUGAUAGUGCAAUACGAGGGACUGCUAAGUACAUACAGUGAUGAAAUUGGAAUGCUAGAGGACAUGGCUGUUGGCAUUUCAGACUUGAGGAAAGUGGCAUUUAAAAUAAUUGAAGCCAAAUCCAAUGAUGUCUUGCCAGUUAUAACAGGAAGGCGGGAGCAUUAUGUGGUGGAGGUGAAGCUUCCAGCUAGAAUGUUUGAAUCACUACCUCUACAGAUUAAAGGACAGUUGCUUCGUGUACAUCCAGUGCUUUUUAAUGUUGGAAUCAAUGAACAGCAAACUCUCGCCGAGAGGUUUGGAGAUGUGUCUUUGCAAGAAAGUAUUAAUCAGGAAAAUUUUGAACUUCUACAAGAAUAUUAUAAGAUGUUUAUGGAAAAGAUGCCUCCUGAUUACAUUUCACAUUUUCAAGAACAAAAUGAUUUAAAAGGAUUACUAGAAAAUCUCCAUCAAAGUAUCCAAGCCAAAAAAAGAAAGAAUGUAGAAAUCAUGUGGCUGGCUGCCACGAUUUGUCGCAAACUAAAUGGUAUGCGUUUCACCUGUUGUAAAAGUGCCAAAGACAGGACAUCGAUGUCGGUGACUCUUGAACAGUGCUCAAUCUUGAGAGAUGAACACCAGUUGCACAAGGACUUCUUUAUCCGGGCACUGGAUUGUAUGAGAAGAGAAGGAUGCCGCAUAGAGAAUGUACUGAAGAAUAUCAAAUGCAGAAAGUACGCUUUCAACAUGCUACAGCUGAUGGCUUUCCCCAAGUACUACAGACCUCCAGAGGGGACUUAUGGAAAAGCUGACACCUAAGUUUACCAACAUGUAAAUAAACCAGGAACACAAAUAUGUUUCAGUUGGAUAAUCUCCACCUUGGUCCUUUUUUUUUUUUCAUUGUCAUGAAUUUGUUGGGGGAGUUAAUCAAGGAAACUGUGCCCAAAUCUAGGAAUUACUUGAAUUAGUUAUCAGCAUAUUACUUUGAAAGAAGACAUUUUUUUUAAUGUUAUAUAAAAUUGCCAUUUCUAUUUCUAAGCUUCUAUCUGUUGAUCCUCACUGGUUAAGAUCAGUUCAGAAAAUACAAAUUUUAUCGAUUUUUAAAUGAAAGCCUAGAAGUGAUACAGUAAGUGGUGCUCUUCCUACAAAAUGAAGAAAAGGAAAUAUAAAAGGGGGAAAGAUCUUAUGUAAUAUUAUUUCACAGCCUUUCUCACAAUUAACCUUGCAACCUAUUUGAGGAAUUUUAAAAAUGUUUUUGUAGUGAAUUGAAAUUGGGUAGAGUUAACUCAUGAUCCUGACAACUGAAACAGUUUAAAGGUGUGUUUGUAAAGACCUUUGCCAUCCAUGGAGAUGUGGCUACUCCUCCUAAACAGGUAGAUUAAUGUUUGCUUGUUAGUAAAGCAGUAAAAUAACUUUCAAAAUCA